UAUCAACAUUACCCACUGUUGUACCGCUGCAACAAGAAGGAGAACAACAAUGGCAACAAUAGCUGGUGUUAGUCUCUCAACCCCAAGAGUUUUGGCUAGGGCUGCAGACUCACCAAAGUCCCAGACCAUUCAAUCACCAUGGCUGAGCAACCCCUGGAAAAGGCCAAGCCGGUUUGGAGCUGGUCGCAUGUGUGUCAGGCCAGUGGCUGCAGCACCAGAUAGCAUAUCCGAGAAGGUGGUUGAGAGCAUCAAGAAUGCUGAGGAGAAGUGCUCAGACGAUCCAGCUAGCGGGGAGUGUGUAGCUGCCUGGGAUGAGGUAGAGGAGCUGAGCGCGGCUGCCAGCCAUGCCAGGGACAAGAAGAAGGAAUCCGACCCAUUGGAGACUUACUGUAAGGACAAUCCUGAGGACGAGGAGUGCCGCACCUAUGAAGACUGAUGGUCACCUUUCAUGAAGUAAAAUUUCUCCAUAUUUUCUCUCUGUGAUGUUCAACUACAGUAUGAUGAAACAAUGGUCUUGUUCUAUUUAGCAGCAUAUACCAUACCAUCUUGAAACGUAAAUUGGUUGAGUAUCAGCUUUGUUUUAACCAUUAGUUUAUAUAUGGGUAUUGGAAACUAUAGCCUUCUUCCUACAAAAGAAAGUGGUAUAAGGUUUUUUCA
Molecule: messenger RNA, 657 nt
Organism: Vitis riparia (riverbank grape)
Lineage: Eukaryota; Viridiplantae; Streptophyta; Magnoliopsida; Vitales; Vitaceae
Product: calvin cycle protein CP12-1, chloroplastic-like
Exons: 1
Coding region: 50-436 (128 amino acids)
Biological process (GO): negative regulation of reductive pentose-phosphate cycle
Cellular component (GO): chloroplast
Source: RefSeq, a predicted model, not a curated record